ACAAAAACCUUUCCUACUCCCAAUGACUUUUCCACAAACAGCCUACACAACUUCAGCUUGCGUUUUUGCUUUGCUUGCUCACAUUUAGGGGAGGUUGUUUGGAGGACAAUGACCUGAUUGCACAAGAAGCUGUUGGUCUGUAAAGGUGAUAACUGUGGAGAGACUUCCAGUUUUUGAACACCACACUGUUCUUACCUACUGGCCCUCCACCCCACGCACACGAAGAGAGAGAACCACAGAAGCCAUGUUUCCUCUCCGUGUACCCCUUUUGGCCAUACUGGUCAGUGUGGCCCUGUGCCAGUAUUAUGACUACGACUACCAGCCUGUGUCCAUGUUAGGACCCUCAGGGCCUAACUGCAAUCAAGAAUGCGAGUGCCCAAUCAACUUCCCUAGUGCCAUGUAUUGUGACAGCCGCAAGCUCAAGUUUGUUCCUGUGGUCCCAUCAGGGAUCAAGUACCUGUACCUCCAGAACAACCAGAUAGAAGAGAUCAAGGCUGGUGUGUUUGAUAAUGUUACUGAUGUGCUUCGCUGGCUGGUACUUGACAACAACCAGAUUACUAAUGCCAAGAUAGCAAAGGGCACAAUCGACAAACUCACAGCAUUGGAGAAGCUAUUCUUCAGCUACAACAACCUGACAGAGCCAGUCAUCCCUCCCUCAAAGUCUCUUGAUGAGCUGAAGAUGAUGCACAACAAGUUGUCAAAGUUCCCCUCUGGACUCCUGAAUGACAAGGAGAACUUGACCUCCAUCAGCCUCCAGCACAAUCAGCUAACCUCUGAUGCUAUCACAGGGGCAUUCAAAGGGCCGAAGAAGCUGCUAUCCCUGGAUGUGAGCCACAACAGGCUGAAGAAGCUGCCCGCCGGAGUCCCCGGUUCACUGGAAAUCCUCUAUGCUGACUACAAUGACAUCGACGGUGUUGGGGCAGGAUACCUGAACAAGCUGCCUUCACUGCAGUACCUGAGGAUCUCCCACAACAAGCUGGAGGACUCCGGAAUCCCUGCUGGAGUGUUCAAUACGACAUCGCUGGUGGAACUGGACCUGUCUUUCAACAAACUGCAGUCCAUCCCUGAGAUCAGCGACCGGCUGGAGCAACUCUACCUCCAGGCCAAUGAGAUUAACAAGUUCGACUUGUCAAGUUUCUGCAAGUUCGUCGGACCCAGUGACUAUUCCCGCCUGAAGCAUCUGCGUCUCGAUGCCAACUACGUCACACACAGCAGCAUGCCUCCUGAAUACUCCAACUGUCUGCGCCAAGCUUCAGAUAUCAUGUUUGAAUAAGGACUUCCCUCAAAGCUAUGACCUGUCCAUGAGUCCCCUCUCUACUACCAUGGAGAAGCUCAGCCCAAAGCGUUCUGGAUUUAAAUGUUGUAGUACCGCUCCUUUCAUAGUACUCACAUGUCCUUGCACAUAAGUAAUAUGCAAAUCUGAGGUACUUCUUCAAUUAAAUAUAUAACUUGAGUAGAUCAAGAGCUGGGCAAAUUGAGAUACAAUAGGUGUAAACACAAGCUAACAACAAUUUUGCAAAUCUUAUCUCAUAAAUCAUGUAAUCAGAUUGUGAAAUUCAUCGAGCAUCCAACAAGUGUUUCAGACACUUGGCUCUAGAUAUUAAAGAAUGUUCUCAUUGUUCAAAUAAAAAUGAAGGCAAAAAAAUAGAAGAAAAAAAUUAAAAGAAAAAACUAAAUAAAAAAACAAUAACUAGCUUUUAUGUGUAUAUAAAAUGAAAUGGCCAAAAAGUCUAUGAAUAAAAAUGAUUCAUAGUAAAACACACACUUUGAUCAUUCCAAACUUACAUUUGAUCAUACUGAAAACAGACACAUUGGAGGAAAAGGCUGCUCCAAUGUCUUAAUUCAGUCAUGGUGUCAUUUUGUUGUGUGUGUUGUGUGUUCCAGUGUUUAGCAUGUAUAAUAUAAUGUGGAUACAAUAAUUAAUUCAUUGCUGUGCAAAGGACCAGCACAUAAGGACUGCAUAGUUUCAGAUUUCAGUGUAUAAUUCCUAAUGUAGAAAGAAGUGAACAAAUGUAAAAUAGCAGUUAUAUAGCAGUCACAUGUUCAACAUCCUGAAUGAAUCAAAGUGGGUUUAAUGAAAAUACCAGUGUAAUUUACUCAUGUUUGUCUGUUGUCUGCCUUCUUCACAUUCAGAGUCCCACUAAUUGACAUUUUUGAACUAUAAAGUAGAUAGAUAGAUGGAUAGAUAGAUACACAACUAAGAAAUGUUCCUUUUCAUUUGGAAAUAACCUUCCAGAUCCCUAAAUUAGUAACUUUAAGCCAAAUAUAAGUAGGAUUUAAGUGUUUCUGAAGUGUUUGGUGUUGAAAAGUAGAAUAAAUGACAGAUGGUCAAAAGACAUUGGUAUUGUCCUUGAAAUUACUUUGCUCAAUUAAAUCUUGAGAUGACCGUAUGAUGUUUUCUUGAAUUCCAAUUGUCUCUUUUCUUUGCUUAAUUUCUAGCUGUCUACUGUCAUUGCUGAUUUGUAUACAACAUUUGCAUUACUUGCAUGCAACCAAUGGUACCAUUCUUUGAUAAUAAACUACAGCUUUUGCAGUUAAGGUGCUUUCAUUGUUACGUUGUUGCUUAGCAUGUUUGAUAAAUGCUUCUUACCAGUACAAACUCAACUCAGCAGCAGUGUCAUAUUGAUGAAGUUAUUAGAAUAUUACAUUUUGUUUAGGUAAUUUUUCCUUUCAUCAUGAUUUCCUUUGUGGCCUUUGACUCAGUAACUGGAUAUGAACUUGGAUUUACUGUGAGGAAACCAAACACAGUUGAAUAAACUAUAUUUUCAACUUU
Scatophagus argus is the source of this 2773-nucleotide messenger RNA. RefSeq names its product lumican (gene lum). Gene Ontology annotation, molecular function: protein binding. Bases 245 to 1273 code for a protein of 342 amino acids. The transcript has 4 exons. NCBI's taxonomy places the organism in Eukaryota, Metazoa, Chordata, Actinopteri, Scatophagidae. The record is from RefSeq and is a predicted model, not a curated record.